Molecule: messenger RNA, 3961 nt
Organism: Halichondria panicea
Lineage: Eukaryota; Metazoa; Porifera; Demospongiae; Suberitida; Halichondriidae
Product: protein flightless-1 homolog
Exons: 34
Coding region: 115-3852 (1245 amino acids)
Biological process (GO): myofibril assembly; actin filament severing; actin polymerization or depolymerization
Cellular component (GO): actin cytoskeleton; cytoplasm; nucleus
Molecular function (GO): phosphatidylinositol-4,5-bisphosphate binding; actin filament binding
Source: RefSeq, a predicted model, not a curated record
UGUGAACUUUGACCCAAACAAUAACAACAAAACACUAUUAAAUCUUGACCGAGACUCUAUGUGGAUGUGGUGAAUUGUUCAGGCAUUUAGAAGGACUGUGACUAGCCUGUCAUCAUGUCGUCUAGUGUGUUGCCGUUUGUACGAGGAGUGGACUUCUCCAGGAUAGAGUUCAAGGAUGGCCAGUUACAAGACAAGACUGCUGAGAUGACCAACCUCCGGUGGCUUAGGCUCAACCGAACAGCCUUGUCAGAGCUCCCAGACUCAAUAGACAAGUUCACAAAGCUGGAAAUAUUGAGUGUCUCCCACAACGGCCUGACAGAGCUGCACAGUGGGAACAUACCCAGUAUACAGUCCCUCAGGGUUCUGAAGGCCAACCACAACAGUGUGCGUGACUCAGGCAUUCCUUCUGAUCUGUUCAAAAUGAGGGAGCUGGUAACAGUGGACUUGAGUCACAACAGUCUGAGCAGGGUCCCCGAGGACUUAGUGCAGGCGGCCAAUCUCAUCGUGUUGUCUCUCAGUCAUAACAAGAUCUCCUCUGUACCUGGAGCGCUGUUUGUGCACUGCUCUGGACUACAGCACCUCGACCUUAGCAACAAUGAAUUGCAAUCCCUCCCUCCUCAAGUGCGAAGAAUGGAGUACCUCCAGUUUCUGGAUCUGUCCAACAACCCCCUUCGACACUAUACCUUCAAAAACCUGGACAAACUUUCCAACCUCACCACCUUGAAACUGUCCAAGACAGGAAGGGACUUCAACAAUACCCCUCACAUAGACAAGCUCACCAAUCUCACUGAGAUUGACAUGUCCCACAAUGAACUGACUAGAAUCCCAGAGCCGGUGUACCUGCUGGAGGGCCUUCUCCGUGUGAACAUGAGUAACAACCUCAUCAAGGAGCUCUCCUCUCUCAUAGACACUUGGGAGAAACUGGUCACUCUGGACGUCUCCUUCAAUCAGAUCACCACUCUACAUCUCAAUAUUUGCAAGUGUGUGAAGUUGAAGAGACUGUUCCUAGGCGACAACAAGCUCACCUUUGAGGGUAUACCACCGGCCAUUGGCAAACUGUCUUCCCUGGAGCACUUUAUUGCCCCUCGCAACAACCUGGAGUGUAUCCCUGAGGGGAUCUGCCGUAUCUACUCUCUCAAAAGGCUGGUGCUCACCUCCAACUGUCUUCUCACUCUGCCUGAGGGAAUUCACUUCAUUAAACUAGAGAAACUGGACAUUCGAGACAACCCCAAGCUGGUCCUGCCGCCCAAACCCAAGGAACAGGUGAAGGGGUCUGGGGCCGAGUGGUACCACAUAGACUUUGACCCUGAGAUCCUCAAGAAGGGAGCAGUAGUCGCCACUUCAAAGGUCCUUAAAGGUGCGUACACUCGUCAAAAGGAGCGUCGGAUGAAAAUGAUGAGGAAUAGACAGAACUCCACUGGACAAGAUGAGGCAGCCGCUCAGAAAGUGCUCAAGGGUCUUGUUGAUGUGGCUGAGAAUCGUGAUGUGCUACUGGCUGGUGCAGAUGUGGAGGUGGUCCCUGAGGACGUGGAGACACCCUCUGCCCCCGUCAAACAGAAGCGUUGGGACCAGCUUCUCAAGAGGCCUGAUCUCGACUACAGUGAACUGUUUGCUGAGGAUGUGGGGAAGUUGCCCGGCAUGACUGUCUGGCAGAUAGAGAAUUUCUAUCCUGUGGAAGUGGAAGUGGAGUUCUACGGGCAGCUGUACACGGGUGACUGCUACAUUGUCCUGACAACAUUCUGGAGUGAUGACUCUGAGCUGGACUGGGAGAUCUACUUCUGGAUUGGUCGAGACUCUACAUUGGACAAGCGAGCGUGUUCAGCGAUGCAUUCAGUGAACCUGCGCAACAUGCUGUGCACUGAUCACCGCACCCACCGGGAGGAGCAGGAGGAUGAGAGUGAAGAAUUUGAGGCUCUCUUUGUCAAUGGGCUCACCUAUAUUGAGGGAGGCUCUGCUAGUGGAUUCUACACUGUGGAGAACGAUGACAUUCCUAUUCGUCUGUUUCAGCUGUGCGGCAACAAGAGGCCGUUCCUAGAGCCUGUUGAGACUAUGUCAAGCUCUCUUGAUCUUGGCUAUGUCUACGUUCUUGAUGCCGGGAAGAAGCUAUUUGUGUGGUGUGGGAACAAGUCCAGUCUCAUGGCUCGCUCAAAAGCUCGACUCAUCUGUGAGAAGAUCAACAAGUACGAAAGGAAGAACAACGCCACCAUUACUCAGAUGAGAGCUGGCAUUGAGAAUGAGGAGUUCUGGAGCUACCUCGAAGGAGAGCCACAGGAGAAGCCUCCGCUGAAGGCCCCCCGCAAUGACCUCCCUCGACACACGCCCAUAAUAUACAAGGCCGGGCUAGGUACUGGAUAUCUGGAGCUACCCCAAGUACAGAUAACUGGGGGAAAACUGGAGAAGGCUCUACUCAAAACCAACGAUGUGUACAUACUGGACUUCCACACUGACAUCUUUGUGUGGAUCGGUCGCAAGUCACCAAGACUGGUUCGUGCAGCUGCUCUCAAACUAGCACAGGAGCUCCUCGAUAUGGUCGCUCGUCCCCCUGUUGCCAUGGUGACUCGGACGCAAGAGGGAACGGAGCACCAGAUAUUGAAGCUGAGAUUCUCAGACUGGGAGGAUGCUCUGAAGGUGGACUUCACCAAGACCACUCGAAUGAUUGAGGAGAGAGACAUAGAACUGAAAAAGAAUCCUGGAAAGUCACCCGAGAAGAAGGCAGCAAAGGUUGACUUGUCGCCAUUGUUCCUCCCCAGAGAAUUGCCUAUGCCCAACAGAGAGGCUAAUGCGCUAGAGAUCAAGUGGGGUAGUCAGCUGCUCUCCAUGAAGUGCUGUGUCAUCGAGGGCCGCAAGUUCUCCAUCCUACCAAAGAGGGAGACCGGUCAUUUCUAUAGUGGAGAGUGCUAUUUCUUCCUUUGUCGAUAUGCCAUCCCAGUGGAAGAAAAAGACGAGGAUGACGAUGAGAUGGACGAGGAGGAUGAGGAGGAUGAGAUCUCAACAGUGGUCUACUUCUGGCAGGGCAGGGACACCAACAAUAUGGGAUGGCUGCACUUCACUCAUGGUAUUCAGAAGCAGCUGGAGAGGGCUAUGGACGGACCCAUUGACGUGGUGAAGCUGUACCAGCAGCAAGAAGACAUGAAAUUCCUCUCUCACUUUGGGGGAAAGUGUAUCAUUCACUGGGGCAAGAGAGAGAGUGAGAAUAUGGACUACAAUCCAUCACUGUAUCAGAUACGCUCCAACGGGAGCAAACUCUGUCGAAGGAUAGUGCAAGUGCCAGUGCGACCUCAGACCCUCAACUCCUCAUUCUGCCACAUUUUGAGAGUACCAUUUGAGAACAGUGGAGGGUCGGGUAUAAUGUACAUCUGGCUGGGCAGCAAGACUACACAAGAAGAGGCCAUUCACGCUGAGCAAAUGGGAAGGACAAUGUUUGAGUCCAACUACUCCAAUGUGGUGGUCAAGGAGGGAGGGGAGCCGGAGAACUUCUUCUGGGUGGCCCUCGGAGGAAGAGCACCUUACGAAUCGGAAGCAGUGUUUAUGGGUCACAGGCGACUGUUCAGGUGCUCUAAUGAGAGAGGCUUCUUUGCCGUGUCUGAGAAAUGUAUCGAUUUCUGUCAGGGAGACCUCUCUGAGGAUGAUGUGAUGCUGCUGGAUAGUGGACAGAACGUGUUCCUCUGGUUCGGGAAGAACGCCAGUGAGGUGGAGAGGAAGCUAGCCGUCAAGAGCUCACAGGUGUACAUCAAACACCUUAUGAGUGAAGGCCUGGGCAACGGGAGGAAACUAAAGGUUGCUAAGAGAGGCCACGAACCAUGGGAGUUCACCAAGUGUUUCCAAGGCUGGGUGACUGAAACUGAAGCAUAGUCUAAUAAAACAAAUGCAGUCUCUCUUUUUAUUCAGAAUCAUUUCUAGUACUAGCAUAAAAUUCUUUCCAGAUUUGUUGCACAUAAUAAAAUAUUCAACUGUCCAAUAA